Podarcis raffonei (Aeolian wall lizard) is the source of this 4225-nucleotide messenger RNA. It is a transcript of the gene GPC6, whose product is annotated as glypican 6. Gene Ontology annotation, biological process: regulation of signal transduction; cell migration; regulation of protein localization to membrane. Bases 26 to 1729 code for a protein of 567 amino acids. The record is from RefSeq and is a predicted model, not a curated record. Gene Ontology annotation, cellular component: plasma membrane; synapse; cell surface. NCBI's taxonomy places the organism in Eukaryota, Metazoa, Chordata, Lepidosauria, Squamata, Lacertidae. The transcript is spliced from 10 exons.
GUUCUUACCCCCUUUUUUGGGCACCAUGGUUCCUUGGAUCGGGGCGCUGCUCGGGGCGCUGCUGGGGCUGCUGCUGUCGCUGCGCGCCGGAGCGGCGGACGCGAAAGCGCGGAGCUGCGGCGAGGUGAGGGAGGCGUACAAAGCCAAAGGAUUCAGCCUGCUCAACAUCCCCUAUCAGGAGAUCGCAGGGGAACAUUUGAGAAUCUGCCCUCAGGAAUAUACAUGCUGCACAUCAGAAAUGGAAGACAAGUUAAGCCAGCAAAGCAAACUGGAAUUUGAGAACUUGGUGGAGGAGACAAGUCAUUUUGUGCGCACAACCUUUGUGUCCAGGCACAAGAAAUUUGAUGAAUUUUUCCGAGAACUUCUGGAGAAUGCCGAAAGAUCUUUAAAUGAUAUGUUUGUACGGACAUACGGCAUGCUGUACAUGCAGAAUUCGGAAGUGUUCCAGGACCUCUUCAUAGAACUGAAACGGUAUUAUACAGGAGGCAACGUGAACUUGGAGGAAAUGUUGAAUGACUUCUGGGCUCGGCUAUUAGAGCGAAUGUUCCAGCUCAUAAACCCCCACUAUCAUUUCUCUGAGGACUACCUAGAAUGUGUAAGCAAAUACACAGACCAGCUUAAGCCUUUUGGAGAUGUACCCAGGAAACUGAAGGUUCAAGUGACAAGAGCUUUCAUCGCUGCAAGGACCUUUGUUCAGGGGCUGACCGUAGGCAGAGAAGUUGCUAACAGAGUAUCUAAGGUCAGCCCUACCCCGGGAUGCAUCCGAGCCCUAAUGAAGAUGCUGUACUGCCCUUACUGCCGGGGACUUCCCACUGUGAAACCUUGCAACAACUAUUGCCUCAAUGUAAUGAAGGGCUGCCUUGCAAACCAAGCUGAUUUGGAUACCGAAUGGAAUCUCUUUGUAGAUGCUAUGCUUUUGGUAGCAGACAGAUUAGAGGGACCAUUCAACAUUGAAUCUGUUAUGGAUCCUAUUGAUGUCAAGAUUUCCGAAGCCAUCAUGAACAUGCAAGAAAACAGUGUACACGUGACAGCAAAGGUCUUUCAAGGAUGUGGACAGCCUAAACCAGCUCCAGCUUUAAGAUCCUCCCGCUCUGUUCCGGAUACCUUUAAUACCCGCUUUCGACCCUAUAAUCCUGAGGAAAGACCAACAACAGCUGCUGGUACAAGUUUGGACAGGCUGAGGACUAUCUGGAGGACAAUGCAACAUGGUGUAAUUGACAUUAAAGAAAAACUGAAGCUUUCCAAAAAGUUCUGGUCAACUUUACCAUACAGUAUCUGCAAAGAAGAAAGAGUGACAGCAGGCCUGUCCAAUGAGGAGGACUGCUGGAAUGGGCACACCAAAGCUAAAUAUCUCCCAGAGAUCAUGAAUGAUGGGCUCACCAACCAGAUCAACAAUCCUGAGGUUGACGUUGACAUCACCAGGCCCGACACCUACAUAAGGCAGCAGAUCAUGGCCCUGAGAGUCAUGACGAACAAACUCAAGAACGCAUACAAUGGAAACGAUGUGAAUUUUCAGGAUACAAGUGAAGAGACCAGUGGCUCAGGAAGUGGAAGUGGUUGCACGGAUGACAUUUGUCCCACAGAGUUUGAAUUCAUCACCACAGACGCACCCCUCGUUGAUUCAGACCGAAGGGAAGUGGACUCUUCUUCAGCCAGUCAGCCCAGUUGGUCAGCACUCACGUGGUUUGUCAUCUGCCUGGCUCUCCUACUGCAAAAACAGUGCAGAUAAUCCUGGCUCUGGUCAGCGAUGACUGCCUUUUAGCUUUCGGAAAAUAAAAACAAAAACAGCCAACUUUCUCUUUUUCUUAUGCUCUUGGGCAACGGACCAUGCCACAAAUACUUACAGUUUUCUACUAGAAGAGAGCGGCACUGCAACCUGCUCCCCUUUGUGCAUUUCCAAAGAGCACCAGGUGCCAGAGUGACCUUUCCCUGUUUCCUUCAGAUAGCUGUGAUGAAGACGCUGAUCGCUCCUCGGCAAGAUCUCUUUUUCUCACGUUUUUAUUACAGGAGACUUUUCAGAGCUUCAUUUGCUUUUAUGCUGCAGGAAGAAAAAGGGGGGAGGCGGGAAAGGGUUAAGGGUACAAAGUGUGGGUUUUCCAUUACAAAGAAAAAAGAGAAGAGAAACAAAAUAAAGAAUGUCCUGUCCCCCCCCACACACAAAAAAAAUCAAGCUAAGUCCAAGGCCCCCCAAAAUAGCAAAAUGUGACUUCAAACAUAUACAUUAAAAAAAAACCAAGGAGUGCUUCUGUAUCCCACUUCAGAUCACCGAAAUGAUCUUUACUAUUGAGGGAGUAUCUUUUAUAUUUUGUAUUAUUUGUACUCCAUUGGCCAUAAAUAGAAGACUUGCCAAGAGGUCCAAAACAAAAGCAGGAAUAAGUCUACUAAUCAAGGAACAUCAUUCGUCUCAGAAUAUUCACGUUGUUUAGCACACUUCUGAUUUGAAUUCUAACUCUUUGUCCUAGCUGGUUUGACCCUUUAGCCAUGGUAUGUAAUUGAAAAAGGCGUCCACUAAGUUGCCCAUCACCAUCUGGUUUGUAGCAAAGUCUUAACAAUGCUUGAAAAGUUUUAACUCGAGGGUUUUGUCAUAAAAAUUAAUCUCUUGUGAUAGAAUCUCUCCUUUUUCUUUAGCUGCAGGUUUGGCAUCAAGUAGAAAUUCCUGCAACUGUAUUCAUUACCUUAACCAAAUGGCAGUUUUCAAAGGAACUGAUAACAGUAAUUGGAUCAAUAUGUUAGUUUUGCAUAGAAACGGCAUCCUUCGUAUCUAUUAGUUUCUGUAUCAGAAGGGAACUCUGUUGCUAAAACGUCGACACAAGUAUAUAUAUAUAUAUAUAGUACUGACAUGGAAAAUUUCUUUCACUUUUUUAGUCUUAGUAUGAUCAUCUAUUUUUAUAUAUAUGAAUAUUAUAUAUAUAUAUAUAAAUCACAGAUUUUAACUUCUUAAUUACAAGCUCAGGGUUGACACAUCUUUGUAUGGGGGGGAAAUGUUUUGUCAACCGGCUUUUAUUUUUGUUGUUCUGCUUAGGAAGAGUCAUCUUUUCAUAACUGGCAAGUGCAAGAAUCAGAAAGGGAACUUUUCUGCAUUUUCAUUGGUCCAUUUCUUUACAGAGUUGCAAAGGGGUGUCUCUCUCUCCCUCUUCUGUGCCUGUGCAUUUGCGCAAGCACGUGCAACACGGACAUGGAAAUGCAGUGUGACUUUGUGGUGGCAAUUUGUACUCCUGUGUGCUUCCUUCAAAAGUCAGUUUGACUGCCUCCGUGGUGAUAGCGGCCCCAGGAUGUGUCUAGGUAGCAGGAUCUGAUGUAAAAGAAAGUGUUUGAGCCCAGGGCUGUGAUCCUGCUCACAUGCGCAUAAAUAUUAUGCUCCUUUGCUACACUGCUAUCGGCGAUCCUAUUGAUAAGGUCUGAAAAGCCUCUGUGUGUGGUAUCACACCUGUGUACCAAGAAUGGGGAGGCUAAGAUGGAGCUUUAGUGUGUUGCAAGGUGAGAUGUCAAAGGCGCUGGGUGCAAAUGGAAGCAGCAGGGGCUAGGAUAUCAGCAUAAAUUCUCUCCCCUUUGCCAUGCUAGGCAUAGUGUAAAGGUAGCAUGGCAAAGGGGGGAGAUUUAUGCAGAUGUCCUAGCCCUGCCCCAUGCUCAGAGGGGCCUAAUGAUAAACAUGAGUGAGCAGGCCCAAACCGGAUCCUUGCUACCUUCCAUGUCUUCACAGAAAUCCAAGUGAGUUCAAAAGGGCUUACUCCCGUGUAAAUAGGUAUAGGGUUACAGCCUCAUUGAAAAGGGAGCCGUUACAAAUAGAUGGCCCAGUUUGGAUUGCUAUUCUAGGAGAGAGAGAGCACAAAGUGGAACACUUUCAAGGAAGCUGCUCACGUUGCUGUUAAGGCUUUGACCGUAUGAAUUGUACAUGUUUCAAAAUAAUCAUCUCCUCGUCUCAUUAUAAUUAGCUAUCGAUUUAGUAAUGAAAGUAGUAGGCGCACAGCACAAAUGUAUAAAGUAUACUUAAGCACUUUUACACUCCCCUUUCCCCCUAAAAUGAGCAUAUAUGCAGCUAACGAUUAAAUGCUACAUCCCGUAGGUAAACAAAAGGCAGAGGUUUUGAUUCUCAAAAAGAGGUUUAUUCUGGGUUUAUUAUUAUUAUUAUUAUUUAAAAUGUUAUACCCCCCAACCCUGUCAACCCCCAUUCGCAGUUACAUGGUGGUAGUGGUGGUUGCUUAAGUAAAGGCACCUUUUGACUGUA